GGGAGGCACUUUCUCGGCACUCGUGACGGGUGGCUGCACAAAUCUCCGAUGACGAGUCUCAUGCCCUUACCCGAUGCCAUGAUCCAAUUCUUAUGGAAGAGGGGGUGGAGAAUGGAGACCUGUGCUCGAUGGUCUGAUCUCCUCCUUUCAGUAAAAGAGGCUUUCACGUUUCAUCCUAGUAUUGAAGGAAGGCUUGGUGGUAUGGUGCGGCGAGUGCGGCUGACGAUGCCCCGAAUAUGCUGAGCAAGGAAACACGAAAUGAUAUCGAUCGACGGAGAUUUAGAUCCGCUGAGAUCUGGGGAGUGUGUUAAUGAACAUGAAACAGUGACACGUACGAAACCCUCAACAUCGCACUCGAAUAGACUCGAAGGUGCCGAAACAAGCUGUUUCCAUGCUGGAUUGUACAUAGCAGAGGCUGCAUCGCGGCAGUGUCAAGUUUCGGAGCGCAGGUUGAGGGUGAGACAACGAGGUCUCCUUCUUUGUGCAGGCUGCUACACGGGUAGCCACAGCUAUCGUGCAACUUUGGCUGCAGGAAAAGAGGGCUCGCAUGGAUUGGGAAUAGGGGAAGAGGUUGAGAGGGGAAUGAGUCGUGACACUGCUUUUGUGUGUCUUGUUUGGGAAGUGGUGAGUGUGGAGGCAGUGCGGUCCCGGAUACAGAGUUGUGAUCUGGAAGGUGGCCUAUUCGUAUCACCUGUGAGAGCUCUAAGGUAGUGCAAGUCAACGUGAUGGUGUAGUGGCUGCACGGAAUGAGAAGGUGCCGGUGGC
Messenger RNA from Hyaloscypha bicolor E, 765 nucleotides. RefSeq lists its product as uncharacterized. NCBI's taxonomy places the organism in Eukaryota, Fungi, Ascomycota, Leotiomycetes, Helotiales, Hyaloscyphaceae. The record is from RefSeq and is a predicted model, not a curated record. Bases 259 to 711 code for a protein of 150 amino acids. The transcript has a single exon.